Messenger RNA from Felis catus (domestic cat), 3814 nucleotides. It is a transcript of the gene PRSS56, whose product is annotated as serine protease 56. Gene Ontology annotation, biological process: proteolysis. NCBI's taxonomy places the organism in Eukaryota, Metazoa, Chordata, Mammalia, Carnivora, Felidae. Gene Ontology annotation, molecular function: serine-type endopeptidase activity. The record is from RefSeq and is a predicted model, not a curated record. The transcript is spliced from 12 exons. Bases 1634 to 3577 code for a protein of 647 amino acids.
GCGCAGAAGGAGAAAGGGCUGGAGAAGACAGGACACUGUGUUACAGGGGCAACGUCAUGGCAGAAUCUGGUCUGGGAAGGCACCAGGCCUGCCAAAGUCACCCUGGGUCACCGGCAUGACUUGGGGUGCCAAGAUCCCUUUUCUGGGCCCCAGGACAUUCUCUGGGGGCAGAAGGGCACCUCCUCUCUGCCCCAGGUGGGAGCUUGGUCCCAGGAGAGCUGCUCGUUUGUGGCCCUUCCCGUGAGACUCCAGAAGAUUCCCUCCGGCCAGAUCAGGGUCAUAGCAACUGAGAACAAUGCUGGACAGGCCGAGCGAGCACUGCGUAGGGGCAGGGGGUCUGGGAGAGCGUCAGAAGCUGCUGGGGCCGGUCCUACCCAAACUGGGCCACUGGUGGGGCCUUUCAUGUCUGCCUUCCUCUCGGGGCCUGCCUUUGCCUCUUCCCACCCCACCACCCCCAGUGCGGCAAUUACGGCGCUAAUUAGGGCGCUUUGAUCAUCUUUAGAAAUGGCUACAUCGGGGAGAGACGCUGCCAAGCAAUUAGGGGCACAGGGGCUGGGAGCUCGGGCACCUCCUCAGGGGGUGGGGCUGCUGAGGACCCUCACACACCCCCUGCCCUCCUCCCUCCAGGAGUGUGUGCCCCCAGCACAGUCCUAAACUCCUCAGGGAAUAGAGGCAGAUGGGACUACCCCCCGCCAUCAGAGCCUCGGAGACAGGGCCAGCCCCUGCCCACCAGCCCCCCUCUGCCUGGCCCCCAGCCCAACUGUCAGCUCUUCUGGCCUGUCCAGGCCCCUUUGAUGGAGCCGCAGAAACAAGGGUUCCUUUGACAGAAGGGGGGCCUCAGAGCUGGGACCGUGGGACUUCAAAGGUGAGGGUCGAGCCCCCAUCCCGAUCCCUCCCCCAGCCCUGGCCCCCCUCCCGAGUACCCCCCCAGCCUGUCCUCUAUAUAGCCCCCCAAGCCCCAGUCCCCUGUGGGCUCCCGGGAGUUAAGGGCCAGGUGAGGGACCGACUGAGGGAAGCGGGUGAUUUUGAUGUACGAGAACAGAGUCGGAUGAUUUGAGGGACACGAAUUCAGGGCCCAGGGACAGAAAGGCAGUGGGAGGCAGACACCCAAGGAUAAGCACCUGGAGGGCAGACUCCGAGGGGGAAAGAGGACGGGGUCGCUCGCCCUGGCUGUUGGUCACCAUGCUGCUGCCUGUGUUGCUGCUGCUGCUGCUGCCCUUCCCAGACCUACCGUCUGUCGCUGGGCACCCACUGUACAUGCGCCUGCCCCCCAGCACCCUGCAAGGUGAGCCCGGGCUGCUCUGAGGGGGCGGCAGAGGUGGGAGGAGCUCAGAGGAAGUGGGGUGGGGCUGGCGAGCGUGACCUUGCCACCCCCACUCAUUGAGGCCUUUGGCCCCCUCCGCCCACCCUGCAGGGAGAAGGGGCCAGAAACGGAGGCACGGGUGGGAGAGGGAGGGGGAGGACCAGGGUGCACAGGGAAGGGGACCUGGCAGCCGCUGCCAAGGGGUAUGCUUUGGGGAAUUUUCCGGGUUUAGCAGGAGGAAGGGGUCCAGGCGGGCAGCUCCUUGGCUAUCUGGGCCCAAAGGUAGGCAACUCGGUGACAGUUAUUUUGUCCGUAAGCCUGAGUUUUGUGAUGUCUCUACCUCUGAGGUGCUGUUUUUCCUUCAAGAUGUUUAAGGCCAGUCCCUCUUUAAAGAUUCCAGCCCAGCUCAGGUCAAAUGGGUUGAGAAUCUGGGACCAUCUGCUCCAAGCGCUGGGCCCUCAGGCCCCUGGGGCUCUUUCUCCUCCCCAUUCUGCCCGGUGCUCCUGGAGACUGACCUGCUUCCCCCUGUCUCCCAAGGCAGGCUCAGAGCUGGAGCCUGAGGUCCUUCCCCAGCCAUGCAUGAUUGUACCCUCUGUCCCAGCAGCUCUGUCAGCCCAGGGGACGAAAGCGCUGCAGGCUGCCCAGAGGAGCGCCCAGUGGGCAGUAAAUCGAGUGGCAAUGGAGAUCCAGCACAGACUCCACGAGUGCAGAGGCUGUGCCAACCACACGGUCCCGUGCCCGGCAGGACCUGGGCGUCCUAGGCCACAAGCGCAGGAUCCAGCCGCCCCAGGGCCGUGUGGCGAGCGGCGCCCGAGCACUGUCAACGUGACGCGUGCCCACGGCCGCAUUGUCGGAGGUAGCGCUGCGCCCCCGGGGGCCUGGCCCUGGCUGGUGAGGCUGCAAGUCGGGGGGCAGCCUCUGUGCGGCGGCGUCCUGGUGGCGGCGUCCUGGGUACUCACCGCGGCGCACUGCUUCGCGGGCGCCCAGAACGAGCUUCUGUGGACGGUGACGCUGGCCGAGGGCCCCCGGGGGGAGCAAGCGGAGGAGGUGCCGGUGAACCGCAUCUUGCCCCACCCUAAGUUUGACCCGCGGACCUUCCACAACGACCUGGCCCUCGUGCAGCUGUGGACGCCGGUGAGCUGGGCAGGGGCCGUGCGCCCUGUGUGCCUGCCCCAGGGGCCCCGGGAGCCCCCAGCCGGCACGGCUUGCGCCAUCGCGGGCUGGGGGGCCCUCUUCGAAGACGGGCCUGAGGCUGAGGCGGUCAGGGAGGCCCGAGUGCCCCUGCUCAGUGCUGACACCUGCAAAAGGGCCUUGGGGCCCGAGCUGCACCCCAGCAGCAUGCUCUGUGCCGGCUACCUGGCCGGGGGCAUCGACUCAUGCCAGGGUGACUCCGGAGGCCCCCUGACAUGUUCUGAGCCUGGCCCCCGCCCCAAGGAGGUCCUGUACGGGGUCACCUCCUGGGGGGACGGAUGCGGAGAGCCAGGGAAGCCCGGAGUCUACACUCGAGUGGCCGUGUUCAAGGACUGGCUCCAGGAGCAGAUGAGCGCAACCCCCUCCAGCCGGGAACCCAGCUGCCGGGAGCUUCUGGCCUGGGACCCGCCCGCGGAGCCGCAGGCAGACGCCGCCCCGCCGUGCGCCUUCUACUCCCGCCUGUGCUCCGGGCCCGCGGUCGCCUGUGCGCGUCUGGCGCAACAGCAGUGCCUGCAGCGUCGGAGGCGAUGCGAGCUGCGCUCGUUGGCGCACACCCUCCUGGGCCUGCUGCGGGGCGCUCAGGACCUGCUCGGCCCGAGCCCAGGGAUGCGGCGUCUGGCCCCAGCCCUGGCUCGCUCCGCUCUGUCGCUCCUAGAGCCUCCCAGGCACCCUGCCCGCGAGCAGCGGCUACACCCAGGAUCGCGGGCUGCAGGCGCGCGGUUCCCGAAGCGGAGACCAGAGCAGCGCAAGGAAGGGAACGGCUGCCCUGGGUUGGAGACGCUGCAACAGAAGUUGGCCACCCUUCAAGGCACCCAUGCCUGGAUCCUACAGGUCCCAUCAGAGCACUUGGCCAUGGACUUCCAUGAGGUCCUGGCAGAUCUGGGCUCCAAGACACUGACCGGCCUCUUCCGAGCCUGGGUGCGGGCAGGCUUGGGGGGCCAGCAUGUGGUCUUUGGUGGCCUGGUGGGCCUGGAGCCAGCCACGAUGGCCCGCAGCCUUCCCCGGUUGCUGGUGCAGGCCCUGCAGGCCUUCCGCUUGGCCGCCCUGGCAGAGGCAGAGGGACCCCAGAUGGGUGCAAGGUAGAGUGGGGGGCACCACCCACCGAGCCCUCAGAUUCCUUCGGCCCGGGGGCCAUGAACCACAUCUGGACCCCUAACCCCCCCCGUCAGGACCUACUGCUCCCAGGGGCUCCUAUGAUGACAAACUGUCACAGCCACAGUUGGCUGGGUGUGGGGGGCGGGGGACCUGGGUCCGUGUGUCUUCCCAGAUGUGCCAUCGGAAAACCACAGCUGCUUCAAUAAACAUUAUUUAUGACCUACA